AUGAGCCCCCUUUGGUGGGGGCUUCUGUUCGGUUGCCUGGGCUGUGGAAUCCUGCCGGCAACCUGGGCUCAGUUCCCCCGGGUCUGCAUGACGGUGGGCAGCCUGGCGUCCAAGGAGUGCUGCCCGCCCCUGGGCACGGAGCUGGCCAACACCUGUGGUUCACAGGAGGGCCGGGGCCAGUGCACAGAGGUUCAAGCAGACACCAGGCCCUGGAGUGGCCGCUACGUCCUGUGGAACCAGGAUGACCGCGAGCAGUGGCCCAGGAAGUUCUUCAACCGGACCUGCAGGUGCACAGGAAACUUUGCUGGUUAUAACUGUGGAGACUGCAGGUUUGGCUGGACCGGCUCCAACUGCGAUCAGAAGAAACCACCAGUUGUUCGGAAAAAUAUUCAUUCCUUGACUCCUCAGGAGAGGGAGCAGUUCUUGGGCGCCUUGGCCCUGGCUAAGAAUACCACGCACCCCGACUACGUGAUCACCACGCAGCACUGGCUGGGCCUGCUCGGGCCCAACGGAACCCAGCCACAAAUUGCCAACUGCAGCAUUUAUGACUACUUUGUGUGGCUCCAUUACUAUUCUGUUAGAGAUACAUUAUUAGGACCAGGGCGCCCGUACAAGGCCGCAGAUUUCUCACACCGAGGACCUGCCUUUGUGACCUGGCACCGGUACCAUUUGUUGUUGCUGGAAAGAGAUCUCCAGCGACUGACUGGCAAUGAGUCCCUUGCUUUGCCCUACUGGAACUUCGCCACUGGGAGAAAUGAGUGUGACGUGUGUACAGAUCAGCUCUUCGGGGCAGCCAGACAAGAUGAUCCAACUCUGAUCAGUCAGAACUCAAGAUUCUCCAGCUGGGAAAUUGUCUGUGAUAGCUUGGAUGACUACAACCGCCGGGUCACCCUGUGUAAUGGAACUUACGAAGGUUUGUUGAGAAGAAAUCAAGUGGGAAGAAACAAUGAGAAACUGCCAACCUUAGAAGACAUACAAGAUUGUCUGUCCCUCAAUAAGUUUGACAAUCCUCCUUUCUUCCAGAAUUCUAGCUUCAGCUUCAGACUUUCUUUUCAUGACGUCCUUCAUUCCUUUACUGAUGCCCUUUUUGAUGAGUGGAUGAAAAGGUUUAAGCCUUCUGCUGAUGCCUGGCCUCAGGAGCUGGCGCCCAUUGGCCACAAUCGGAUGUAUAACAUGGUGCCUUUCUUCCCUCCGGUAACUAAUGCGGAACUCUUUCUAACUGCAGACCAGCUUGGCUACAGCUAUGCCAUUGACCUGACAGUCAAAGAAACUUGGGGUUGGACCACGAUCCUCUUGAUGGUUAUAGGUGUGCUGAUGCUGUUGGCUGGGCUUUUUGUGCUGCUGGCCUUUCUUCAAUAUAGAAGACUUCGAAAAGGGUAUACACCCCUAAUGGAGACACACUUAAGCAACAAGAGAUACGUGGAAGAAGCCUAGGGUGCUCACGGCUUACGCUGGAGAAGGGAUGACUGGGCUAUAGAUCUGACCCCGAUAACGAGCAAACCAGUCCUCACGGUUCUUCCUUUACCUGAAGCUCUCUGGCAUACAUCCUCCUAUUGUGGUGUGAUCCCAAGUAUAAAAGAUGCUUAGCUAUAUUUUCUGGUUUGUUUACCAAACUCAAGCUACAGUGUUUGGGGCUAUUUCUAUCAUCAAAUAAAAGUAGAGCUCACAAUUUGUGGUACCUGAUAGUAAUUCUCCAUAUUGAUUAAGCCUCUCUGUAUUCUUAGAGCACCAAGAAAUUGAUAGAGUGAAUUCAGUUAAAUUUGCAGGUCACAGUAAUUUGAGACCUAGGCAAGAUCAUGGUUCAAUCUCUCCUAGCCUAAAUGUUUUUUUAUUUGUAAA
Trichechus manatus latirostris (Florida manatee) is the source of this 1839-nucleotide messenger RNA. RefSeq names its product dopachrome tautomerase (gene DCT). The record is from RefSeq and is a predicted model, not a curated record. Gene Ontology annotation, molecular function: oxidoreductase activity; dopachrome isomerase activity. The transcript is spliced from 8 exons. Lineage: Eukaryota; Metazoa; Chordata; Mammalia; Sirenia; Trichechidae. Gene Ontology annotation, biological process: developmental pigmentation; melanin biosynthetic process from tyrosine; positive regulation of neuroblast proliferation. Gene Ontology annotation, cellular component: melanosome. Bases 1 to 1434 code for a protein of 477 amino acids.